AUGGCCACCGCGGGGACACCGAGACGGCAAAUGUUCACUGGGUUAGAACUCAUUCUUACACUGCUUCUUUCCCGUCUCUGCUGUGGUGCUUUAGUCAAACCAGUUGUUGAUCCACACGUAAUGGCAGUUUGGGGAAAGAAUGUCACAUUAAAGUGCAUAAUUAAUAUAAAUGACACCAUAACACAAAUUUCAUGGGAAAAAAUGCAUGGUAAAAGUGCACAAACUAUUGUUGUACAUCAUCCUGAAUAUGGGUUUUCUGUUCAAGGAAAAUACCAUGAAAGAGUGGCAUUUAAAAACUCUUCGUCCAGUGAUAUAACAAUCAACCUAAACAAUGUGAGCUUCUCUGAUGCAGGAAAAUAUGUAUGCAAAGCAGUUACAUUCCCAUUAGGAAAUGCAGAGUCGAUAACAACUAUAACUGUAAUUGUUGAACCCACUGUGAGCUUUACAAAGGGACCAACUCCCUUAAUAGAUGGUAAAAACUGGACAGUAGCAGCCAUGCGUAUAGCAGCCACAGGAAAACCUGCUGCAGAUAUUAAUUGGGAGGGAGACCUUGGUAAAAUAGAAUUUAGUUCAGCUUCCUUUCCAAAUGAAACAGUGACAGUUGUAAGUCAA
This is a messenger RNA of Alligator sinensis (Chinese alligator), 612 nucleotides long. RefSeq names its product nectin-3-like. The transcript has a single exon. Gene Ontology annotation, cellular component: adherens junction; apical junction complex. The record is from RefSeq and is a predicted model, not a curated record. NCBI's taxonomy places the organism in Eukaryota, Metazoa, Chordata, Crocodylia, Alligatoridae. Gene Ontology annotation, biological process: homophilic cell-cell adhesion; heterophilic cell-cell adhesion. The annotation marks the transcript as partial.